Messenger RNA from Aspergillus glaucus CBS 516.65, 1267 nucleotides. Its product is annotated as hydroxymethylglutaryl-CoA lyase. The transcript has a single exon. Gene Ontology annotation, biological process: L-leucine catabolic process; ketone body biosynthetic process. The record is from RefSeq and is a predicted model, not a curated record. Bases 33 to 1016 code for a protein of 327 amino acids. Gene Ontology annotation, molecular function: hydroxymethylglutaryl-CoA lyase activity. Lineage: Eukaryota; Fungi; Ascomycota; Eurotiomycetes; Eurotiales; Aspergillaceae.
CCACCUACUGCCAGAUAAUGCCAUGACAAACCAUGCCCGCCAGCGCAGUCCGGAUAGUCGAAGUCGGGCCCCGCGACGGCCUACAGAACAUCAAAGAACCCAUCCCAACAGCCACAAAGGUUGAACUAAUCCGACGGCUUGAAUGGACGGGUCUGCACACUAUCGAACUGACAUCGAUCGUCUCACCGCGCGCGAUUCCCCAGUUAUCUGAUUGUCAGGACGUGCUGAGCGAUCAGAGCGUGGAGCGGUUACAAGCGGAUCCUGAUCGACGGUUCCCGGUGCUCGUGCCGAAUCUGAAGGGACUUGAUAUCGCGAUCCGAUACGGGGUUAGAGAGGUUGCGGUUUUUGUGAGCGCCACGGAGGGGUUUAGUAGGGCGAAUAUCAACUGUUCUGUGGAAGAAGGGAUACAGAGGGCGAGGUGUGUUGCGGAGAAGGCGGCGCAGUAUGGUAUUGCUGUGAGAGGGUAUGUGUCUUGCAUAUUCGCCGACCCUUACGAUGGUCCGACAGAACCAGCCGCGGUGCUGCACUGUGCGCGUGCGCUACUAGGCAUGGGAUGCUACGAAGUCAGCCUAGGCGAUACACUAGGCGUGGGAACACCAUCCAAAGUGCACAGUCUAGUGACCUACCUCGUGGAGAACGAUAUCCCCAUCGACCAAAUAGCCGGCCACUUCCACGAUACCUACGGCCAAGGCGCCUCCAACGUCUGGCAAGCAUACCAGUGCGGAAUGCGCGUGUUCGACAGCAGCGUCAGCGGCCUAGGAGGAUGUCCAUUUGCACCCGGGGCUAAGGGUAACGUCACCACUGAGGAUCUGGUGUGUAUGUUUGACAAUGCUGGUAUCGAGACCGGUGUUGAUCUUUCGGGGCUGAUCGAGACGGGGACGUGGAUAUCGGAGAGACUGUCUCGGAAGAAUGCCAGUCGGGUUCAGAAGGAGAUUUGUGCGAAUGAGAGACUUUCGACUACGUUGCGGCACGUUGCGUCGGAGAGGUCCUUGGGUAAUGCGCCGAUAUUGUGUUGACUGUCGUUACCAGACGAGGCCUGGGGUGGACUACAAUACCUAGACAGGUUGGAUGGAUACACAUUGAUGCACGCAGAGCGGAUUACUGGCCUGGUGAAGGAGUUCAGAGCAGUAUCAUCAACAUGGCUUAACCAAGACACUACUGUACAUAUGUCUACGCAUGUACUUGUAUAUAGGACAUAGACCAUCCUUAGACUGAAUCACUAUGAUUACCCUUUUCGGCGGAUCAAAGACUAGCUGAAGGACCCCGC